Arachis ipaensis is the source of this 969-nucleotide messenger RNA. Lineage: Eukaryota; Viridiplantae; Streptophyta; Magnoliopsida; Fabales; Fabaceae. The record is from RefSeq and is a predicted model, not a curated record.
AUGGGUCAGGAAUUUUCUCAUGAAGAGGUUAGUAGCGAGCAUAUAUCAUAUGAUCAGUAUGAGCAGGAGGAAGAUAUGGAAGAGGAAGUUGACGUGGAUUAUAUGGAUGAGGACGACACAAAUGUGGAACCAAUAUAUGCAAGGACAAGACGCUUUAGUGCUCGGAAGAAUAGGACUAGGAAGAGUCGUGCGGACGUACUUAAGUUGAAGAAUUUUGUAUGUCAUCGUGAAGGAUUUAGACCGCAAAAUAAUUAUGGCAUUGGAAACUUUAAGAGAAAAUCUACUCCCGAGACAAGGUGUGGUUGCGGUGCAAUGAUGGAGAUUCGUCUAGAUGCACCUAGUGGUCGUUGGUUUAUUUUUUAUUUUUCUGAUGAACACAAUCAUCCGCUUCUAGAUCCUCGUUUGACUGGAUUGCUUCGUGGGCAUAGAUUCAUGUCCGAGGCUGAUAUUGGCUACAUGAUUAACAUGAAAAAGGGUGGGAUUAGUGUUGGGCAGAUAUAUCGGGCAUUAGCAAAUCAGGCAGGUGGCUACGAGUAUCUCUCUUUCACGCAAAGGGACAUGUACAAUAAAAUAGCAAAGCAGAUGCGCCAGUUACCCGGUGAUGCAUAUGCAGCUUUGAAUAGGGCAGAUUACUUAUUAUUUGGCGAUGUGCUGGCUUUUGAUGCUACCUAUAAGAGGAAUAAAUAUAGGUGUCCAUUGGUUGCAUUUUCUGGUGUCAAUCAAACAAUUAUCUUUGCUGCUGCUUUAAUUUGCGAUGAGAAAAAAGACACAUAUAGGUGGUUGCUACAACAAUUGAAGAUGGCAAUGAAUGUGAAAGCACCUGUUUUGGUUAUCACGGAUGGUGAUCUAUCAAUGAAGUUCGCCAUUGAGAAAGAGUUUCCUAAUGCACAUCAUAGAUUAUGUGCAUGGCAUCUGAUUCGCAAUGCAACAAGUAACAUUGGCAAGCCCCAGUUUACCUCCAUGUGUUAA